This is a messenger RNA of Bubalus bubalis (water buffalo), 1736 nucleotides long. RefSeq names its product sodium/potassium-transporting ATPase subunit beta-3. Gene Ontology annotation, biological process: intracellular sodium ion homeostasis; intracellular potassium ion homeostasis; sodium ion export across plasma membrane. Gene Ontology annotation, molecular function: ATPase activator activity. Bases 196 to 636 code for a protein of 146 amino acids. The transcript has a single exon. The record is from RefSeq and is a predicted model, not a curated record. Gene Ontology annotation, cellular component: sodium:potassium-exchanging ATPase complex. NCBI's taxonomy places the organism in Eukaryota, Metazoa, Chordata, Mammalia, Artiodactyla, Bovidae.
AAAGAUGAAGACUUCUGUCCUUCAACCAGAGCCUGGCCGAGUGGAAGCUUUUCAUCUACAACCGGACCACCGGAGAGUUCCUGGGGUGCACCGCCAAGAAUUGGGGUUUGAUCUUGCUCUUCAACCUUGUCUUUUAUGGGUUCCUGGCUGCAGUCUUUUCAUUCACAGUGUGGGCCAUGCUUCAGACUCUGAACGAUGAGGUUCCAAAAUACCGUCACCGGAUUCCUAGCCCAGGACUUAGGUUUUUCCAAAACCAGUGUCGGGCUGGAUUUUUCAUUCAGCCUGUCUGAUUCAGAAUCCUAUCAAGGGAACAUUGAUGACCUUAAGAAAUUUCUAAAACCAUAUGGCUUAGAAAAACAGAAGAAUCUCACAGAUUGUACCAAUGGAAACUUUUUUGAGCAGAAGGGUCCAGAAUACACAGCAUGCCAGUUUCCUCUUGCCUUACUUGAAGCCUGCAGUGGUGUGGAUGAUCCCACGUUUGGCUACCAAGCAGGAAACCCUUGUAUUCUUGUGAAAAUGAGCAGAAUAAUUGGAUUAAACCGUCAAAGAGAACCAAGGAUAGACUGUAUUUCAAAGAGUGAAAGCACAGCAGUUCUAUCAACUUACCCUCUCAACGAAAAGAUAGAUUUAAAAUAGUUUCCAUAUUGUGGAAAGAAACUUCAUGGGAGCAACCUACAGCCACUAGUUGCUGUCCAGCUCAGCUUUGGUAGUGCUGGUGACAUAAAAGAAGCAAUGGUUGAGUGCAAGAUUGAUGGAUCAUCCAACCUAAAGACCCAAAAUGACCAUGACAAGUUUUCAGGAUGAGUUGCAUUUAAGAUCACAAUGCAUGCAUAGUAGGAGUUAGGAUGUCUCCAUAGAGUAAAUGUUGUGUUGUCUGUUUUCAUUUUGUAUCAACCGGACCUACCAUUCCAGAAUUAUGAGACCGCCUUGGAGAAGGGUGGAGUGAUACAUCACUGGGAUAACAUCGUGUGCUUCCAGAUAAUAGUGGUCCAUGCCCUUCAAAGUAACUACCUGUUGCCUCUGCUGCCUUUUGAACCAUGUACAGUCACCUGAUAGGGACUGUGAACACCUGAUUAUGAACAUGUAGGUUGGGGGUCUUGUCCAGUUUUUAUGUGGUUUAAUUGCCAAGCGUGUAAAGCUUAAUGUGCUGUGCUAUGCAAAUAUUUUAUAGAUUUAACACUGGUUAACUGCCAUAUUUUGAUGCCAGCAAAGUUUUAAGGGAUACAAUGGUACCGACCAACAUCAAAUGACUUUAUAGCUGCAAGAAAUUCAGGGUGUGGAAAAAUGCUGUAUGUGAGGAGGAAAAAAGAAAAUAAAAGUGGAUUUGAAAGGUUGAAAAAAUCCGUUUCUGAUUAAUCAGUCAAGAUGGGUGGAUCAAUAUAUAAUUCUCUCCUACUGGGAGACCAGCUGAAGUUUCUUACUUGCAUCACAUUCAAAUUUGAAGUAUUCAUUGAUUCACAGAUAUUUUCAGCAUCGACACCAUUUUGGGUAUAGAGAAAUGAAUGAGGUAGUUCUUGUCUUUAAUUACAAAUCUGAUGGCGUGAAGAGUACUUUUUUUCUACCAGUAAAUGUAUUGUGAUCUUGUGGUUUCUGUAAUUCACUUUCCUUCCUAUGAAUUACAAAGCCAUUGUCAGGAUAAUUCAUUAUUACGAUACUCUGAUGGUCAACAUUUCCUCUAGCCUUAACUACCCAGAUGGCUGAGACUUUGGAGGGGGAGGCUGCAUCACAGUUCAACU